Molecule: messenger RNA, 1967 nt
Organism: Camponotus floridanus (Florida carpenter ant)
Lineage: Eukaryota; Metazoa; Arthropoda; Insecta; Hymenoptera; Formicidae
Gene: stai
Product: stress response protein nst1
Exons: 9
Coding region: 644-1669 (341 amino acids)
Biological process (GO): neuron projection development; microtubule depolymerization; regulation of microtubule polymerization or depolymerization
Cellular component (GO): neuron projection; cytoplasm
Molecular function (GO): tubulin binding
Source: RefSeq, a predicted model, not a curated record
CGAAUACAAUAUAAGUGUCAUUCGCGAUCCAUCAACAUGUGCACGCACAAAUUAAAUUAUCCUAGCUAAUAUUCUUCAAGGAAGAUCGAAGAAUAAUCACAAUGGAAAUCUCAAAGAAAUAAGCUAUCAAGAGGUUGAAAAUUACCAGAGUAAUGCUUCCUGAAUAAAAUAAGCGUUUGAGAAAAGAAACUAAAAAAAAAUCAAAUCGAACGUAUCAAAAAAACGACAUAUUUAUACAUGUAUAUGAAACGGUCGUAAAAUAAUUGGAAGUCACACGAUCGGAUGUAAGUAACGCUCGACGGUUCAAACGGACCAAUAGGCGCUACGUGACGUCGAUGGCGGACCAAUCGGGCAGCCGCAUCAGCGGCGGCUUGAACAACGUCGCGAGCGAUCGGCCAUCUUCGGCGUCACUCGGCGACUCGAACGCCGCAUAAAGACGCGCGAUAAAAGCGUCGUACAAAGCAGCCGGUUGUCCAGGAACUCGUUCGUCCUCGUCGUGUCGUGUAUCAGCCAGUGUAUCGUCCUGGGUGCUCAGGAGUUUUGCAUCUCGAAUUCCGACUUGUGACACUUGACGGAUCUGUUUCGUCGUCGGAGUGAUCGAGUAUCGAGAACGAGACUCGUCCCAAAAACCAGAAACAUCGUUAUGGCUACCGUAGCAGAGUCGUCUGUUCUCGACGAAUCGGGACAAAGGAGGAAUAACGCGCCGUUUAAGAAACCCAGCGGCAAGGGCAAACCGCGGACCAAGCAGCCGAAGAAGGUGAAAUUCAUCACGACCGAGAUCCGAUGCCAGGAGAAAACCAAGGGCGGACUGUGCUACGAAGUGAUUCUGGCGGAACCAACGGGGCCUAAGAGAGCACCAUCACCGCCGCAGACGAGCCCAACGCAGCAGAUCGCGAUCGAGGACAAGCUGAAAGCCGCUGAAGAGCGUAGAUUGUCCAUCGAGGCGCACAAACUCGCUGCCCUCGCUGCCAAACUUAGCAAGAUCGAGGAAGCGUCUCGCAAGAAGGAUGAACUUAGCGCAGCUUUUAUCGCCGCGACUCGCGAGUCCUUGGAUGCUAAGAUGAACAACACGGAAGAGAAGCGAGAGGCUCACAUCGCCGAUUUAAAGAAUAAGCUAAAGGAGCAUUUGGAGAGCGUUGAAAAGACUCGCUUGAGUCUUGAGCAACAAACCGAGGAAGUGCGAUGUGCCGUCGAAGAGAAGCUGAAGACUGCUGCGGCUCAGCGUGAUGAGAACAUUAAGAAAAUGUUGGAUCGUCUCAAGGAACAUGAGGAGCAAGUAGCUCGCGUACGUCAAGGAAUGUCGGAGCGCGUACAGCAAUUGGAGUCCCAAAUUCAGGGCAAGUUGGAGCAGGCACGUGAACGUCGCGAGACCAUCGAGCGCGAGCAAAAGGAAAAACUGCGUAAUCAUAACACGGUGAAGAUAGCUCAAGUGCGUCAGAUGGCAGCGCAAGAGCUCCUGGUGAAAAAGUUCGAGUUUGACAAGAGAGUGACAACCGCGGAGCUGAAUCGGCAGCGAGAGAUCCAGCGCCGCGUGCAAGCGAUUCGCCGCCACCAUGAAAGGCGUGCCGAGAUUGUGAGACAGAAUAAGGCGGCAAUCCGGGAUAAUAAUCCUGCAAACCCAGCGGAGCAAAUUCUACCGGUGGAGAACGAGACUGCCAGCUCCGGCUAAGUAUCCAAUAUUCUCUUCAAGGCCGCUCGAACGCCCCCGCAAGACUCCGUUUCGCUUUGUGCCAUUAUUUUCUGACUCGAAGUAAAACGGGAGGUCGAUCGCGCGCAUCGGACAUGUAUGUCAGUAUUUUGAACUGGAGAAGCAGGGGGACAUAUCAUUUCUCCCUGCAGUUUCUCAAUUAUCGCGCGGAUAAUACUGCCUUUAUCAAUUUUUAUUCGUAUAUAUCAUCAAAAAAACGUUACAAACAAACAAAAGUUAUUAAAUUAUUAUUCAUUGUAGAAAAAAAGUAAAUGAGGGA